Perognathus longimembris pacificus (Pacific pocket mouse) is the source of this 1083-nucleotide messenger RNA. It is a transcript of the gene Atg12, whose product is annotated as autophagy related 12. Lineage: Eukaryota; Metazoa; Chordata; Mammalia; Rodentia; Heteromyidae. Gene Ontology annotation, cellular component: Atg12-Atg5-Atg16 complex; cytoplasm; phagophore assembly site membrane. The record is from RefSeq and is a predicted model, not a curated record. The transcript has 4 exons. Bases 260 to 682 code for a protein of 140 amino acids. Gene Ontology annotation, biological process: nucleophagy; C-terminal protein lipidation; autophagosome assembly.
ACCAACACACCUGGGGCAGCACUGGGACUUGCUAAAGGACGUUUCCCGAAGUUUAUUGCUGUGGGGGGUACACUCCUUGUCAUGGUCACGUUCCGCGUCCCAAGGCAGAUCAGAGAUGGAGGGUUAUGCAGCCAGUCUGAGAGUCACCGUUGAGUUGGACCUCCCUACUCCGCCGCCUCUUUGGCGACGCUCCCUAGCACUAAAGCCCGCCCCCUGGGAGCGCCCCGUCGCACUUCCGCUCUGACUUCCUGUCGGCAAGAUGGCGGAAGAGCCGAAGGUCCUGCCGCUGCUUCCCCCCACCGCUGCGGCAGGCGGCGAAGGGCUCCCAGAGGUUUCCCCGGAAUCGGCCACCCCGGAACCCCCUUCUUCUGCAGCGGUCUCUCCAGGGACGGAGGAGCCUGUGGGAGACGCCAAGAAAAAGAUUGACAUCCUGCUGAAGGCUGUGGGCGACACCCCUAUAAUGAAAACCAAGAAGUGGGCUGUAGAGAGAACCCGAACCAUCCAGGGCCUCAUUGACUUCAUCAAAAAAUUUCUCAAACUCAUGGCUUCAGAGCAGCUGUUUAUUUAUGUGAAUCAAUCCUUUGCUCCUUCCCCAGACCAGGAAGUUGGAACCCUGUAUGAGUGUUUCGGCAGUGACGGUAAACUGGUUCUGCAUUACUGCAAGUCUCAGGCAUGGGGGUGAGCCACAGGGAAAAGCCACCUGCUGCAUCUUGAGGGGGUCUUCAGAGGAAGUGGUUCCAAUAAGUUCUGAGACACCAAAUGGAUAUGAAGCACCCAGCAUGCAUCUGCUGUGAUUCCUGCUCAGACACAAGUAAGCCUCCAGAGAGUGGAUGGACUCCCAGUUGCAAUUGUAUACUGGUGCACUUAUCCCAAAGGACUGGCUCUCCAGCAAGCCCAGCCUCCCGCCCGUUACUACUGCUGAUUCAGAGCUGCCUCGGGUUAAAUACAAGCUGGAAACUGUAGAAGUGUCGUGUCAGUGUUCAAAAUGACUGAGAUUGUUUACUUGUACCAUUAGUAUUCUACUGGGGCUUUUGUUGUUGUUGUUGUUCAUAGUAAAAGUUUGUUCACUAAAGAGUUAGUUGG